Messenger RNA from Selaginella moellendorffii, 885 nucleotides. Its product is annotated as proteasome subunit beta type-4. Bases 44 to 814 code for a protein of 256 amino acids. Lineage: Eukaryota; Viridiplantae; Streptophyta; Lycopodiopsida; Selaginellales; Selaginellaceae. The transcript has 6 exons. The record is from RefSeq and is a predicted model, not a curated record. Gene Ontology annotation, cellular component: proteasome core complex; proteasome core complex, beta-subunit complex; nucleus.
AGUAAUUUAGGGUUCUUGGGCGAUUUAUUUAGGGUUUGCGCCAAUGGAGCACGCGAUCGAGGCAUUCAAGCGAGAGGAAUCGCUGGGCGCUCGCCAUUCCGGGGCUGCGGCAGCUAGCGACGGCAAGAUCCACAUCGAGCGCACACAGUAUCCCUAUGUCACUGGAUCGUCCGUGCUGGGGAUUAAGUACAAGGAUGGGAUCCUCCUCGCAGCGGACAUGGCCGCUUCCUACGGAUCUACAAAGAGGUACAAGAGCUUCCAGAGGCUAAAGCCCGUCGGCAAGCACGCUGUGAUUGGAGCUAGCGGGGAGAUGAGUGACUUCCAGCAGAUUUCUACCAUGCUGGAUGAAUUAACCUUGCGCGAUCAGAUGUGGGACGACUCGAACACUCUCGGGCCUCACGAAAUUCACAGCUACUUGAACCGGAUCAUGUACCAGCGCCGGAACAAGUUUGAUCCCUUGUGGAACAACAUCAUUCUCGGUGGUGUGAAGAAUGGGAAGAAGUACCUUGGAGUGGUUAGCAUGAUAGGCGUUCACUUCGAGGAUGAUCACGUCGCGACUGGAUUCGGCCAACACCUUGCGCGUCCAGAGCUGCGAAAGCAGUGGCGGGCCGACAUGACUUUGGAAGAGGGUGUUCGUCUCUUGGAGAAAUGCCUCCUUGUUCUCUACUAUCGCGAUCGGUCGUCGAUUAACAAAUACCAGAUUGCGAAGGUGACAGAGGAAGGUGUGACAAUCUCGUCUCCGUUCGCUAUCGAAACAAACUGGGACCUCGAAGCCUUCCAGAAUCCCACGAAAAACGCAGAAGGUUCUUGGUAGUUUGAUGACAAUGUUUUUACAAAAAAGCUCUCUUUUUUAUCUUUACAACAAGCACGAGUAAUUGGCCGUUU